UAUUCUAUUUUCGGUGCCUUUAUUCCGAUGGCAUGUGAAUUGUGAAGUGAGCGGUUGUUGAUUAUUUAAACUUGAGUAAUAUAUAUUGAUAAAAAUGGUGCAAAACAGUAGUAACACGUGUAAAUUACUAGAUAAAAGAGUGUUUAAAUUUUUCGAAAAUUUUAUUAGUGAAAAUAAAGAGACACGCAUCCACGGCGCACAUAAGUUAAUAACAUUCCUUUCCAGCGAUGACGAUGGUGUUCGGAAGGAAAAGGAACGUGCGUAUGCUCUGAAGCGAUUAGUGCGAGGUGUUGGUUCCGAUAACAAUGUGUCAAGAGUAGGGUACUUCACAGCCCUGGUUGGCUACUUACAUCAAUUCAAAAAUACCGAACAUUGUCCAACAAUAACGGACAUAUUUGACUUGGUAAAAUCGGAGCUUUCCGACUCUGAGAAAGAUGAUGCUGAUAAACAACAAAUCAAAUUAGACAUCAGAGUAGGUAAAGUGUCAGUAUGCGGAGCAAUUAUCAAUGCUGAUUUAAUACAAAAGGCUUCCGACCUGGAACUAGAAAUGGUGGUAAAAACUUUGAAAAAAUGUGCACACAAAGUGUUGACUUCACUAGCUUUUGUGUACCUUAGUGAGCUUGUUCAAAAGAUCGACUCCAAGAAAUUCAGCAAAAUAGUUUGGCCAGUGCUUGAGCCAAUGAUUACUGUUUCGAAAGAACAGCACUCAAUGGAUACAAUCUACUUCUUACUAGCUGCUUUGACGACUCAUAAAAAGUCUGUAAAUCAACAGUUUUUUGAAUCUAACUUCGGUUGCCCUCAGUUAUUUCACGAAAACAACUACGAAUAUCUGGCUCGGUUGUUAACGGAUAUCAAGCACACUCUAGUAAUAAAUCACCCAUUAUAUGACUUCAUGAUUGAACACCUUGUACGGAAGAAAGUCGUGGUAGAAUUUUGGAACCAUGGAGUAGAUAAGAUUCUACGGGAAGACGAUAAUGUGUGCAAGUUUAAAGAUAUAGUGUCAUUACGUAUUUUGAUAACCAUUUUGAACAAAUUGGAAAAUUAUUCGGCCCUUCCGGAUUUACUUAGUCCUGGUCUAAUGUCUAUGACUAUCAACCGAAUUAAAAACUUUUCCCUGAUGAGCGAAGAUGUACGCGAUUUGUAUAAAGAAACAUUUGAAACACUAAAUAAGUGUUAUGCCAACAUUUCCGAUGAGCAGUGUAAGUUGCAAAUAUUUGAGAAGCUGCUAAACCCACCAAGCAGUAUCUUGAUUGAAAAGUAUGCUUCAAACAAAUCUGUUCAAAAUCUGUUAUCGAACAUGAACGACGUGGACAGUGUAAAGAAAGCUGCCUCUCUUUUGAAGCAGAUGAUAUUAGCUCAAACAGACACCGAUUUACUUAAUUCCGAACGCGUGCAUGCAGCGCAAACAUUACACAAACUUCUUGGUCAUCGUGCUCUUCUAUCAGAUAAAGAAUGGAGUAUCGGAAUAGUGAAAUUCUUUCUCAAUCUUGGCGUGUUUUACUCCUGCGAUGGUGUGAAGAUACUCAAGAGCAGCAAAACUCGGGCCACUGCCAUAUCAACAGAGUUAGUUCCAACAAUGAAAUCAUUAUUUUUCCACUGUUUAGAACACCGACAUGCGAAACUAACGAAAGAGAAAUCUUUUUUGUUGUCAAUUAUCGAUCAUGUGGAAAACAUCCUGCAAGCCGUGGGCAAUAAAUCUCUGCGUACACCGUUGAGCGAAGAUCACUUACAGCUCUGGCAUCGGAUGUAUGCCACUGUUCAUUCUAAGGACGAGCUCAACAAGAGACUCGGGACCGUGUUUCAUGUACUGAUGAUGUAUAUGGGUCUACAUAUGUUUAGUGAUCCCGAGUUGGCAAGUAGUUCGAUCGUAGAACUAGAAAACGUUAUGAAGAGAAUCAAUGCUAAGAAAACGAUCAAGUCUAAAAAUAAGAUGGAAAUCAAUCAGCACAACUUGAGCAAUGAACCCGAAUGGAUUGAGGUAGUUGUCGAUUUAUUUCUCAAUCUGAUGUCACAAAACUCUCACCUACUACGUAAAGUGGUCGGACACGUGUUUCCACAUUUAUCCGGCGAGUUAACGCUUACGGCCUUCAAUCAAAUUCUAUCCGUCAUCAAUUUGAAGGAUAAAAUAAAUCCGCUUAGUAUUGCGGAUCAGGAAAAUGGUGAUCCAGUCAAGCAAAACUCGGAUCCAGAAGAAGAUGAUGAUACUAGCGGUGUAGAAUCGGAUGGUGAUAUGAGUGAAAAUGAACAAACACAAUCUGAGAGUGAAAAUGAUGACGAAACCGAGUUUUCGGAUGAUGAAGAAGACGAGAAGGUGACAGAUAAAAUGCGUAUUGCGAUUCACGCUGCACUUGGAAAUGCGAAUCCAGAGACUGAUACCGAAUCUGUGGAUUUGGAUGACAUGAAUGAAGAGCAAGGUCGAAAAUUAGAUGAAGCACUGGCAGCAGCAUUCAAGAUGUUCAAACAAUCAAAGAAAACCAAACCGACAAAGGCAGAAGAGCGAGUUGAAACUACGUUGACCCAUUUCAGGAUGCGCGUAUUCGACCUGAUCGACAUUUACUUGAAAAACUCUCCCAAUAUGAUUAUUUGUCUGGAACUGAUGUUGUACGUGUUCGAAAUGCUACCGGUUGCUACCAAGGAAGUAAAGCACAAACAGAUAUUAGAUCGCUAUCGGCAGAUUUUCAAUAACCUAACUAAAAUCAAGCAGUUCAAUUCAGAUACGAUGGACGUUUCACCAGAGCAACUGUCACAAAUAUUAACGGAUUUGAUGGAGAAAGUUGCCAAAGGUGCAUAUUUCCCGGAGAAGAACCAAUAUCUUAUAAAAGCGUGUCAGUUCAUAGUUAUCUGCUCACAGCUGCUGGAGCAGAACGUGUCGGAAGGAAAAACCAGCAACAUAGACAAAACCUUCUGCAAAUAUUUAAAAGAAUUUAUCCCAGAUCGUAAUCCUCCGUUAACAUUAAAUGUUUUCCAGUCUCUCUUUCGCAUGAAUUGGGUUGGAAACUGGCGUUUAGCGAAAGCUUUAGCAGAAAAUGGCCUUAAGAAGGAUGUCAGAAUAGUUCGCAGAACGCAGGCGUUGCAACUUUUGAAGGAGCUCAUGAAGAACCGAAGAUUUCUCGCUGCCAAUUUUAAGACCUCCCUGAAAUCUCUUGGCAGUAUUGUUAAGUAUCUUGCCAACUACAUUGAUGAACAACAACACUCGAGCACUGUAGCCCAAAAUGAGUUUAGCGAACUUGUUCAGCUGUUGUUGGAAUUGCACAAUUUUCAACGGCAACAUCCAGAACCACAAUUGCUAUCAUGGGAACAAGUUGGUCUUCUAAUACAAAAGUUACGUCGAAUCAAUUUGAGUUCUCAUAAUAUGAACCAAUAUGUGCGACUCUGUAAGCAACUUCAUAUAAAACCUAUCAAAAAUGUCCAACUGAAAACUGAUAGUCAAAAGACGGUGAAAACUAACGAUGAGAAAAGUGAGCUAACUGAAGAACACGAAACAAAAGUGCACACCGAAAAUGGAACCGUAAAACGAAAAAAAGGACCUACCUCUUCUAAACAGAAGCGUCUCAAAAAUGAAGAGCGUCUGAAAUCGGCAUCGCUAGGUAUGGAGUCAGUGUCUUUCGUGUGAAAAAAAAUGAAAAUUAAAUUA
Malaya genurostris is the source of this 3634-nucleotide messenger RNA. It is a transcript of the gene Mybbp1A, whose product is annotated as myb-binding protein 1A. Bases 95 to 3613 code for a protein of 1172 amino acids. The record is from RefSeq and is a predicted model, not a curated record. Gene Ontology annotation, biological process: regulation of DNA-templated transcription. Gene Ontology annotation, cellular component: nucleolus. Gene Ontology annotation, molecular function: transcription factor binding; RNA binding; sequence-specific DNA binding. Lineage: Eukaryota; Metazoa; Arthropoda; Insecta; Diptera; Culicidae. The transcript is spliced from 4 exons.